GCAAGCCGGCUGGUUUUACUUGAUGCUCUGGCCGGUCUCUUGUCUCCAGCGCUAUGCUUCCCGUGGUCCAGAAUAACAGCAGGUUGGGCCGCCUUCUUUCAACGCUCUACGUCACAUUCAGCUUCCUAGUAAGCGAAUUCAAAUAGAAUACAGCCCCAUCUUCCCGCAACACUGACAAGGUCAGCGACCAAGGACCACAUACCACAUUUGGGGAUAGACCGCGCCUAUAUUCGCAAAAGUAAACAGUGAGCGCUGAGAGCCAUCCGGGUCAGAGAUGCCACCCCCUGCCGCAGGCCCCCCAGCAGUGACCCCUCCGGACGGGGGCUGGGGCUGGGCCGUGGUGCUGGGAUCCUUCAUCUCCAUCGGCUUCUCCUACGCCUUCCCCAAGGCCAUCACCGUCUACUUCAAGGACAUCCAGAAGAUCUUUGAUUGCUCCUACAGCCAGAUAGCAUGGAUCUCCUCCAUCAUGCUGGCCGUCAUGUACGCAGGAGGUCCCAUAAGCAGUGUACUGGUAAACACAUAUGGCUGCAGACCUGUCAUGAUCAUGGGGGGAGUACUGUCUUCUAUCGGGUUGAUAUCCGCUUCCUUCUGCAACAGCGUGGUGGAGCUUUAUGUUUGCAUCGGUCUUAUAGGAGGCCUGGGCCUAGCCUUUAACCUUCAGCCAGCCCUGACUAUGAUUGGCAAGUACUUCUAUAAGAAGCGUCCCAUCGCUAACGGAAUAGCCAUGGCUGGUAGCCCAGUGUUCCUGAGCAGCCUAGCCCCUUUCAACCAGUACCUGUUCAACUCCUUCGGCUGGAGGGGCAGCUUCCUCAUCCUGGGGGGCAUACUGCUCAAUUGCUGUGUGGCUGGCUCCCUGAUGAGGCCCCUGGGGCCACCGCUGGGCAAGAUCAAGAAGGAUGAGGAGUUGGUUGUUGCCAAAACCGCCACCAAGAAGAAGGAGACGACCACUUGUUUGGGGACUGUCAACAAGUUCAUUGACCUGUCGCUUUUCAAGCACCGCGGUUUCCUCAUCUACCUGUCAGGCAACGUCAUCAUGUUCUUGGGCUUUUUCUCGCCAAUCGUCUUCCUGACGGCCUAUGCCAAGGACAUAGGCGUAGACGAGUACUCGGCCGCCUUCCUGCUCUCCAUCCUGGCCUUCGUGGACAUGUUUGCCCGGCCCUCCAUGGGGCUCCUGGCCAACUCCAAGUGGAUCCGGCCCAGGAUCCAGUACUUCUUCAGCUUCGCCGUGCUCUACAACGGGGUGUGCCACAUCCUCUGCCCCCUGGUGGAGAGCUACACAGGCCUGGUGGUGUACGCCGUGUUCUUUGGCUUUGCCUUCGGCAUGGUCAGCUCGGUGCUGUUUGAGACCCUGAUGGACCUGGUGGGGGCUCAGAGGUUCUCCAGCGCUGUGGGGCUCACCACCAUUGUGGAGUGCUGCCCUGUCCUCAUUGGUCCACCCCUGGCAGGUAAACUGGUGGACAUCACCAAAAACUACAAGUACAUGUAUUUCUGCUGUGGGGCUGUGGUGAUCAUGGCCAGUAUUUGGCUGUUCAUCGGCAACUUCAUCAACUACAGACUCCUGGCCAAGGAGCGCAAGCAGGAGGAGAUGUACAAACGGACUGAAACCGAGGACCCUGACAGGGACCAGGAUCAAAAGGAGACAGAUGGGGACGCCCAGGCAUUGGAGGACAUGGUAGACCCCAAAGAUGAGGACGCCAUGCAGAGGGAGACCAACAUCUAGAGCCCCUGCCUCCAGCCAACCACACCCCUCUCCACCACCACCCUCACGUCCCCCUCUGCCACUAUCAAACUGCAGACUGAGCUCAAGUGGGGUGCCUCCUGGUCUUUCACUCUCCAGGGUUCCGCUCAGGGGCCUCCCCGCAGGGGCCCCUCUGUUUCAGAGACACUCAAACUGCCAGAGUAACAACGACAACCAUGUCGUGGGACACUGCAAGGUGUAUUGCUGGAAGAAGGGGUAGGAUUUCCCUGACUACUACUCAAACAUCAGACUAGCCGGAGAUAAUGGUGUAAGAUAUGUUAGGAGGCCACAAGGCUUGGAAUAUGAGAAAGAAGCUUUUGUCGCGUAUCUAGGAAUCUGUGAAAUGCGACCUGUCGACAGAAAUCUAGUACUGCUCAUGUAUUUAGCCUGUGCCACUAAACCUACCACACCAGCAACCCAAUUCAACUGUUCUGAUUGAAAUCAAUACAGGUUAAUAUCCCAGCUUCCUAUGCUAGGAGCUGACAUGCGAGGACACAUAAAGUCUGUUAGUACCAGGGUUAUGGUGAGAGACAUAUCAUUGCAACACAGGAACAGAGAUGAGUUCAUGGUUUGGUGGCUCCAGUGACCAUGUAUUAUACUGUCCUUUAGCGCACUGUGUCCGUUGUGUUCGUUAGCUAAACCUGCACAACUGCCAAGCUUCUAAUCUAACGAUAUCACACCCGCUAUUUUAUUCACUAUUGCAUAUUGCACAUGGAGUCUGUAUACGCUGCACUACUUCUAAAUUGGCCAUGUUUAGGCCUUAUCCAAAACAACAAUGAAACAAAUGCAAUUUAAUCAUAUUUAAUGAGGUUGAAUGUAAAUUCCUUUUAUUGGCUGUGUUUCCAGGGGCCUUAUUAAGAAUACUUGAUAUUCGCAAUCAAAAUCAUCUAGAAAUGUGCAUAUUGCUGGUUUAUACCAAAUAAAGAAUCCAUGAGCAAUAUAACCUAUUCCUAGCCAUUGUUUUGAUGUACGUAUAAACAGGGAUAUUCAUUUGUGUAGACAAUGGUCAUUUCUGGGAGUAGCUGUUUAACUUUCACCAAUGAUACAUUGCCUUAUGUAAAGAAUGCAACUAAGUUGUGUCAUAUAUACAGUACCAGUCAAAAGCUACUCAUUACAGUGUUUUUCUUUAUUUUUACUAUUUUCUACAUUGUAGAAUAAGAGUGAAGACAUCAAAACGAUGAAAUAACACAUAUGGAAUAAUGUAGUAACCAAAAAAGGGUUAAGCAAAUCAAAAAAUAUUUUAUAUUUGAGAUUCUUCAAAGUAGCCACCCUUUGCCUUGAUGACAGGUUUGCACACUCUUGGCAUUCUCUCAACCAGCUUCACCUGGAAUGAUUUUCAAACAGUCUUGAAGGAGUUCCCACAUAUGCUGACCACUUGUUGGCUGCUUUUCCUUCACUCUACUGUCCACUCUACUGUCCGACCAAACUAUCUCAAUUGGGUUGAAAUCAGGUGAUUGUGGAGGCCAGGUCAUCUCUCCUUCUUGGUCUAAUAGCCCUUACACAGCUUGGAGGUGUGCUGGGUCAUUGUCCUGUUGAAAAACAAAUGAUAUUCCCACUAAGCGCAAACUAGAUGGGUUGGAGUAUCGCUGCAGAAUGCUGUGGUAGCCAUGCUGGUUAAGUGUGCCUUGAACUCUAAAUAAAUAAUUGACAGUGUCACCAGCAAAGCCUACUCUACAUAUCACAAAGACACUGUGGUUGGAAAGAAAACAUCUCAAAUUUGAACUCGUCAGACCAAAGGACGGAUUUCAACCGGUCUGAUGUCCAUUGCUCGUGUUUCUUGGCCCAAGCAAGUCUCUUCUUAUUGGUGUCCUUUAGUAGUGGUUUCUUUGCAGCAAUUCGGCCUAAUUCACGCAGUCUCUUCUGAACAGUUGAUGUUGAGAUGUGUCUGUUACUUGAACUCUGUGAAGCAUUUAUUUUGGGCUGCAAUUUCUGAGGCUGGUAACUCCAAUGAACUUAUCCUCUGCAGCAGAGGUAACUUUGCGUCUUCCUUUCCUGUGGCGGUCCUCAUGAGAGACAGUUUCAUCAUAGCGCUUGAUGGUUUUUGCAACUGCACUUGAAGAAACGUUCAACGUUAUUGACAUUUUCGGAAUUGACUGACCUUCAUGUCUUAAAGUAAUGAUAGAUUGUCGUUUCUCCUUGCCUCUUUCAGCUGUUCUUGCCAUAAUAUGGACUCGGUCUUUUACCAAAUAGGGAUAUCUUCUGUAUACCACCCAUACCUUGUGACAACAGCUGAUUGGCUUAAAAGCAUUAAGAAGAAAAUAAAUUCCACAAAUUAACUUUUAACAAGGCACACCUGUUAAUUAAAAUGCCUUCCAGGUGACUACCUCAUGAAGCUGGUUGAGAGAAUGCCAAGUGUGUGCAAAGCUGUCAUUAAGUCAAAGGGUGGCUACUUUGAAGAACCUCAAAUAUAAAGUAUAUUUUGAUUUGUUUAACACUUUUUUGGUUACUACAUGAUUCCAUGUGUGUUAUUUCAUAGUUUUGAUGUCUUCACUAUUAUAUGUAGGAAAUAUAAAAAAUAUAGAGAAACACUGUAAUGAGUAGGUAUGUCCAAACUUUUGACUGGUACUCUGUAUAUAUAUAUAUAUAUAUUUAUAUAUAUAUAAUAUAUAUAUAUAUAUAUAUAUAUAUAUAUAUACAUUAGAAAGUAUUUAUCGAAGUGUUAUAGAAAUUACCAAAUUAACAUGCCUAUUGUGAAACGGUUAAACAGCUUCUUGUGUGACCUUCAUUUUUAAGUACAGUAUUUCAUCCUUUCAGCUCUAACUCUCUGAAAUGACUUUUUGAGGGAAGUUGUAGUAAGCAUAAUGUUUGCUUGAAGAAUUUUGUCAGCAAUUUCUAUUAACAUAAUAAUGAACAUCGUUUAACCAACUAUGUACAGUACCAUAUGUACACAAUUCAAAGUAUAGCUUCACUUAAUUAAUAAUAUCUGUUUCAUUGCACCACAAAAUGUAUACAUGUUAAUAUGAUUUAAUAUAUGUUUAAUAAUAAUUUGUACAGAUAAUAUGCAAAUAAUGACCUAAAUUAACAAUAAUUAACUAAAUUAUGUUAUAUGCAAUAUAUUUUAAUGUGCAAUAUACCAUAACAUUGUUUGACAUUGAUUCUAAAUCCUCCAUUGGCUGGAUGCCAUCCACAGAGAAAAAGUUUCAUAUUUUUUAAAGAAUUCUUAAUACCCAUCACUUCUUGUGUUCUAGUCAAAUAGCUCAACACAGCUUGAAACAGACAUAUGCACCUGUUAGAUUGCGGUAGUUUGCUUACCGUCCCAAUUUGUGUGUAGCCUACCAGCAUUUCAUAUUUAGAAAAAUAUUUUUUUUUAUAUCAUUAUGAUUAUGUGAUUUAUGGUAGUUUUUAACUUGACUGUGGGCUGGAUUACAUUGGCAAGUGUCUACGUUUUGCUUGCAGCUGCAGUGUCUCUAUUCCCAGUCACUGACAACAGGGGUCAGUCAGUAUGCAGUAGUUCUUAUUAAAGGAUGAAUGUACUGUACAAUCACUUUUAUAUAUCAAAUAGCACUGCCCCCUACUGGUUUCAAAAGACCUAGACCAAAUGUAACAAUCUGAGCUGCCCUCAAAUAGCAAAACGACACAUUGUUCUCAGUGGCUGCUCUGUGUGAUGUCAAAAGAUAAGAAAUUCCAAAAUUAAAUAAGUUUAAAAAAAAAAGAAAAGUUUUCUCUUUAGUUUCAAUUUUAUGUAUUUUUUAUGGCCUUUGAAUAUAUUUUCUUUGUACUUUUAUUUCCCUUCUAUAGCUUCAACAGGUGUGUAUAUACUAGCAUUUCACAGGGUGUACAUUAACGGUAGAUUAACACACUGCAUUCAUGUGCUGCUGUGGCAAAGCCAUUUGUAGGCAAUUAUGUUUGUUCUGGAGCAAAAUCAUGUUCAUUUCCAUGUUCAACCAUGUGUAGUAUGUGUAUGAUUUGAGUUUGUGUUUUGUAUAAUCAGAAGCAUUAUUUCUAAAAUAAUAAUAUCAUAGUGUUGCUUUUCCCUUUAGUUACCAUAUCAAUUGCUAAACUGAAGGAUUUGUUGUGCUGUUUUUGGAAUGAUUUAACUCUUCAGUAUUCAACAGUUUCUUUCAAGUUAUAUCCUGUUUUUAUUGUGAAGGAAACAUAAUCAUAUAAGGUUGUAACACUUUCACUUAAAUAGUCUAUUCUUUAUUCCAAUGCAAUGCAGUAUAACAAUCUGGCUGUAACUUUGAUUUGUGCCACAAUUAAGUAUAAUAUAUAUACAUGACUUAUAUUGAAAAAUAAUAAUACUUCACUAUACUCAUUAUAUACAAUGAAUCUACAGUAUUCAGAUUGUUCUGUACAUAGUAAUGUGAAGGCGAUGUGAUGCGUUUUUAAAUGUGUCAUGCUGAAAUUAUUUGCAUAUUAUUUAAGGACCAAAAUGAAAUUGUAUUGAUUCAGACUAUUAUUAAUGUGAACAUUUAAAUUUGGGUCAAUUGAAUAACAAUUAUGCACCAUUAGCCUUAUCAAAUACACUUGGCUCCUAUGUAUGAAGGAUUCUGUAUUAUAAUGUUUUAUUUUGGGCAUGUUUGGUAUGUCUGUAGGCUUAUCAUAAUACCAACACUUUUUGAUUUAUAAAUAUAUAUUUUUUCUGUAAAGGUUAAUCUGAACAAAAUGCUAAGCCUAAAUAGGUAUACAUGGAAUCAGAUGAUCAAACAGCAUCUAAUACAUCACAAGGAAUUUCAAAGAAUGUUUAUACUUUUUCUUUUUGUUAAUGCGUUUUCUGUUUUUAUCUCUUAUACGCACAUGUUUAUUAUCCUAUUGUAGCUAAUGAAAAUGUUGCCUACUAUGAUAAGGCUGUAACUCUAGUAAUGAUGCAUUUAAAGAUGGAGUUCUCUUGAUUUGCUGACUGUGGACAUAAUGUCAUCGACUCGGGUUGUGUCAUAGCGUAAUGUAAAUUGUUUUUGGAAGUAAAACAAUCCUCUUAUGAUUAAUUCACAGCUUAGACUGUAUCUCAAUUAUGACUCCUACAAGACUUGUGAUUGUCAUUCUUUUUUAAUCAGAAGGGCUGAAAAGCACUUAGAAGCUUAACCGUGCAAUGGACAGUGUUGGUGUGGCAAGGAAAACACACACAAAUACAUAUUUAGCCGCAAUACAUUUUUAUUUCACACAUCUGUUUUCCCAGAUGGAUCUGGAUAUCAACAGGGGGAUUAAAAACUUAAAGGAAGCGCAGAUGAUUUGCAGUUGCAGGAAUGUCUUGCUCUACUAGGAGGCUAAAGCUGUCAUUCAUUUCAUACUAUUGAAAAGGUAUUGUCAGUAAAUGUUUAAGUUAACAAGUUACUGUGCCUUAUUAGACCCUGAUGAAUAUUGUAUUUAAAUAUGAUCCAUUCAUAAGCAAGUAAGGGUUUGCCUAUAAACGACAUUGUUUAAUUGGUGUUGACACUGCAUUUUGUGAGAGAGUCAACUGUGACAGUAUUUUGGGGCGAAUUUGUGUAAUUUUUUUCUCAGUUCACUCCUUGAUGUUUACAAAUCCUAUUCCAUCAUCUGAUCUCGUGAGUAAUUCAUUUGGACAUCUGAAUGUGACAUUUAUUUUCCUUUUCAGUCUUCCACAGUUGUUAUAUUCAUCACAUUUUGAGAACAUACUCUUGGAUUUAUGUGGUAGGGAACCCAGCCACAGUGACAAACAAAAAUCCUAACCUUUCAGUACCUGUAUGUCUGCCUUACAUCAGAACACACAGAAGUCAAUGGGCAUAACACCCUGGUGAUAACGACUCUUAAACUGGAAUAUAAAAGGUCCUGUUUUUAACUACGUUGGUUGUAUGUAUAACAACACAUAUAUUACCAUACUAGUCUAAGGAUGCAAGCGCGCAGGAAUGUUCCAUGCACCGAUUCUGAGUGAAUUAUGUAUAUUAUAUGGAUUUGUGUACUCCCAACGAUUUCACUUAAGGAGUACAUAAAUUAGCUCCUGUCAGUAGCUGAGUCCCAGUGUUGUAAUAGCAUAGACAAUCAUACUACAUGUCAGACCGUGUCAAUAAUUCCACUACCUCUGCAAUUGUCAUUUUAAAGCAAGUAUAAUUGUCACACGGGUACGCAGACGUCCAAUUACAUUUUUGUAAUUGUAAUAUAAAGAAGUUGCAUCACAAUAGUCCAAUAAAAGAUCAUGCGAACACA
Salvelinus fontinalis (brook trout) is the source of this 7840-nucleotide messenger RNA. RefSeq names its product monocarboxylate transporter 2-like. Gene Ontology annotation, molecular function: monocarboxylic acid transmembrane transporter activity. Bases 275 to 1720 code for a protein of 481 amino acids. Gene Ontology annotation, cellular component: membrane. The record is from RefSeq and is a predicted model, not a curated record. Gene Ontology annotation, biological process: transmembrane transport; monocarboxylic acid transport. Lineage: Eukaryota; Metazoa; Chordata; Actinopteri; Salmoniformes; Salmonidae. The transcript has 5 exons.